AGCACAGAGCCAGCUGAGCUCCGGGUCAGAGACCGAGCAGAUCGGAGAGUUUACACACCUCCGGAGAGAGGGGGAAAAGUUCGCGGCAGAUCAGCCUCCAUAAGCCGGCCUGAGAGAAGGGCUUCCUGCGUUGGACCUACUUUUGUCUGCGGACGGAUUUACUGCACCAACAUGACUGCUGAUAAGGAGAAGAAGAGGAACAGCUCGGAGCGCCGUAAGGAGAAGUCUCGCGAUGCGGCUCGCUGCCGGCGGAGCAAAGAGACCGAGGUGUUCUACGAGCUGGCCCACCAGCUGCCCCUCCCCCACAGCGUCAGCUCCCACCUGGACAAAGCCUCCAUCAUGAGGCUGGCCAUCAGCUUCCUGCGCACACACAAGGUGCUCAACACAGGCGGAAGCAGCAGCAGCAGCAGCAGCAGCAGAGACAGCGAGGAGGACGGACAGAUGGACAGUCUGUACCUGAAGUCUCUGGAGGGUUUCAUCACCGUGGUAACAUCCGACGGAGACAUGAUAUUCCUGUCGGAGAACAUCAACAAGUUCAUGGGGCUCACGCAGGUGGACCUCACUGGUCACAGCAUCUUUGACUUCACCCACCCAUGUGACCACGAGGAGAUCAGAGAGAACCUCAACCUGAAGACGUCUGGCAGCGGUUUCGGUAAGAAAGGCAAAGAUCUGAGCACUGAGAGAGACUUCUUCAUGAGGAUGAAAUGCACGGUGACCAACAGAGGACGAACCGUCAAUCUCAAGUCAGCCAGCUGGAAGGUGCUUCACUGCACCGGUCACCUGAAGAUCUACACCAGCUCUCCCCCCCGGGUGCUGUGUGGCUUCUCUGAGCCUCCGCUCACCUGCGCUGUCCUGAUGUGCGAACCCAUCGCUCACCCGUCCAACAUCGACAUGCCGCUGGACAGCAGGACCUUCCUGAGCAGACACAGCAUGGACAUGAAGUUCACCUACUGCGACGACAGGGUGACAGAGCUGAUGGGUUACACUCCUGAUGAUCUGAUUGGUCGCUCAGUCUACGACUUUUAUCACGCCCUGGACUCAGACGGCGUCACCAAGAGUCACCAUAACCUGUGCUCUAAGGGUCAGGCGGUCAGCGGUCAGUACCGAAUGCUGGCUAAAAACGGAGGCUACGUCUGGGUGGAGACGCAGGGAACUGUUAUUUACAACAGCCGCAAUUCCCAGCCACAGUGCAUCGUGUGCAUCAACUACGUCCUCAGCGACAUCGAGGAGAAGUCGAUGAUCUUCUCUCUGAAGCAGACAGAGUCUCUGUUUAAGCCGCGACACAAGAGCAGCUUCUUCACCGCGGGAGGUGCAGGGGUGAACGGAGAGCCUGGAGACUCCCCGUUCAAUAAACUGAAGGAGGAGCCGGAGGAGCUGGCACAGCUGGCCCCCACACCCGGAGACACCAUCAUCACCCUGGACUUUGAUCGCCCUGCGUUCCAGGAGCCUCAGCAGCCUGUAGGAUAUACCCAGGUGUCUGCUGCAGUUAUGCCCCCUCCUGGACCUCCUUCCUGGGCCAGCGAGAGCCACAAGCCUGCCCCCCCGGCACCACUUCCCAGAGAAAUGGCUAACAUGGCGAGACCGUUCACGGUGCAGCAGAACUCUCUGUCAGGCAGCGCCACCCCUAGCCUCAGCAGUUGCUCCACGCCCAGCAGUCCAGGUGAUUACUACUCCUCCCUGGAGAGUGACCUGAAGGUGGAGCUGACGGAGAAGCUGUUUGCUCUGGACACUAAGGGCAGCGACAGCCCUGCAAACACUGAGAGGGACCUGAGUGAUUUGGACCUGGAGACGUUGGCCCCGUACAUCCCGAUGGACGGCGAGGACUUCCAGCUGAACCCCAUCGUCCCCGAGUCGGAUUCCCUGGAGGGGGGGUCCAGCAGCAGCCUGCAGGCCACCAAGCCGAGCUUCGGCAACAUCGCCAUCCUCUUCCAGCCCCUGUCCUCCCCCCCUCACCCACCCGGUCACUUCCAGCAGCAGGCAGCGAUAUCCUGGGCCGCAGAGGGGAAGAGGGGCCCCUGCCAGGGGACCGUGGGCUCCAGCGGAGCAGAGUCUUUCAUGAUGGGCCACAUACAGAAUCCAACAUACCAGGCUCAGGCCAGCACCCCUCUGUCCUCCAUGGGGGGCAUGCAGAAUCUGCAGUGGCCCCCGGACCCUCUGUUAACCUAUCAACAUCAACAACGGGCCCCCAAGGCCUACCUGAGGGACUCUUUGUUAAGAGAGGAGAGGCCCUCCUGCCAGCAGAGCAUGCCUAACCUGAUGCAGAAACAGAGGUCUGUUGAUAACUUUGUCCAGGCCUACGGAGACAUGAGUCCAGCCAGAGUGACCAUGGCCAACAGCAUCAAGCGCUCCUUCAACCAGAUGUCUGUGGGUGAGGGUUCUCCGUCAGACUUCAUAUGGAAGAAGAUGAGGGCAGACAGCUGCUUCAACAUGGAUCGCUCCCUCAGUGCAGGCUCACUGGCAGCGUCAGAGAUGGAGAGGAUGAUGUCCGGCAGCAUGUCUUCACGUCUGCAGCAACACAGGAGGUCUCAGUCUCCAGGAAACGGGACAGGUGGAGCAAGUGAGAGACUCUUCUCCCAAAAGAGCUGCAACUACACACCGUACAACCUGCAGCCCUCCAGCAAGACCCGUGGGAUUGCGAGUCGUCUGCUGGGCUCUUCCUUCGAGGCGUGCUGCCUGCCGGAGUUGACCCGUUACGACUGUGAGGUGAACGUCCCUCUGCAGGGGAACCUGUACCUCCUCCAGGGCUGUGACCUGCUGAGAGCCCUGGACCAGGCCUCCUAGAGCCCCGGAUUAAAAAUAAAUCUACCAUAGACCCGGACUCACUCCCAGCCCCUAAGCCUAAACCAGCAGCCCAAGACUUCUUUCACCUCGGGGCCCCCUGAGAGCCCUGAGGCUAAGCUACCUACAGGGGACGGUAUUCAUUACCACACCCUGACUCAUUAAGCUUAUAGGGCUCACUCUGUCCCUCUAUAGUCCUGUACCAUCUAAAACAAGCUGCGAUAUCAGGGUCAAGCCCCUUACAUCAGGUGGAACACAAAGCAUUGAGCCACAUAGGCGACACAUAUGUGAUAUAACCUGGGUCACUCAAAUAUCAAGUAAGAGUAAAUGUGAUGCUCGCUCUGACACCCGAUGGUUCUAUGUGUUCAGAAACUCUGGUUCUUGGUGUAAAAUGGGUAUUCGUGGCAGGUCUGCACCAAACCCUAACCCUAAAAGCCACCAGCUGUUUCCUGUUCCUCAGCAAGACCCUGAUAUGAACUCUACGCAGCUCAUUUCCCUUCUCUUCACCUGCAUUUAGCUCAGAGGAGAAGUACUAUACUACCUAGACACUGUGCUCUUUCACUUUGUGUAUUUGACCAGCAAUUAGACAGAGCCGCCCCUCCCCCCUAGUCCCAGUCAAAGCCCCCAUCGAGAGUCUUGAACUGGUUCUUAAUGGUAGCAUUUUUCUUGAAAUGUGUAAUGAUAAUGUUACAAUGCAUGCUCUUUGAUUCUGCAGAAUCCCCGAAAAAAAGAGUUUUGAGAAAAGACACAACUUUUUUUUUGAUUGAAAUGAUUUCAUUCUUUAAUUAUAUUUGAAGUCUUUUUUAAUUUUCCAAAGAGAAACUGAGAAUUAGGAAGUAUAAGAAGACUAUAAAUGAGACCCAAACCUACAAAUACAUAGAGUAUCCAAGCGCUUCUGUUUGGGUUAAUUUAAAUAUGCAUUGUUAUUUAGGUUUUACAAUGAGUCUUUUUCUCUGCUGAUGAACCGAGAAGUUUCGUCAGAUUGACCGACAUUUGAAUCGACAAAAUACUGUUCAGUUUCUCCUCAUUUAUUACCUUCCAGAUUCCUUUAUUUGUUGGUGUCUCUCUCACAGACACACUAAUACACAUAUACUGCAAUACAUGUACUCUACUGUAAGUUGAAUAAUGUUAAGUUUUAUUUUUCUAUCUCCUCUUCUUAAAUCUAAAUCGAUCUAAACGUGUUUCAUUUUCCCCAGUCAGGUCAUGUGAUUACAGGGUUAUUGUUUUUCUUAUUGUGCAAUUACUUCACUGAGAGUAUAUAGUCAGCAUCAUAGCUUUUUCCUGUGCCUUUUUCACCAUUCUGAUAUCUGAAGACUAACACUAGUAUACAAGAAACAGUCAAUUUAAAAGGUGUGCACGGACUACCGUAGGGGCAGAGUCCUGCAUGCAAUUUCAAUGUUAGGCUUUAUUUCUUGUCCUUAACAGACCAUGAGUGUUUUAGGCGUAACAAUUAUAGUUUUGCUUGUUCCGUCACGUUAGUUCGACUCACCAAAAGCAUAUUUUUUCUUAAAGUUACACUAUCUGGAAUGCUGUCUGCUCUGCAUCACCUGAUUUAUUUAAUUUAAUUGAUAAAUCUAAAGAUAUUGCACACUGUAGAGCUGCAGCUUUGAAUUCAAGAAAUCUAACAAUAAAGUUAACAAUUUAUUUUAAUGUGUUUCCCAUUUUCUAAAAAUCUGAAUCAGUCCAAAAGCCAAAGAUAUUCAUUUCAAGUCUGCCUGGUAUGGUGGAACAAAACAAAGUCCCAAACAACAGCGAUAAGGCUGUGAUGUACAGAAUGUGGGAUGUGCUAAAAGUCAACGGCGUGCUACUUUAAGCUCCGCCCACCUUCCGGUGACAACAAAUAAUCGGCGCCAAGCAGAAAAUGAUAGCUCUAUCAUGCCUAAACGCUGCUUGAUUGUGGAUUGCCUAAGCCAUAUGUGUCUUCAGGCCAUCCAAGACCUUAGGAAUUGUAUUAACCUCCCAAAAUAACCCCAAAAAGGGGCGGGGCCAUGACGUCGUGGGAAAGUGCCGGAUGCACUUAUAGAUAAGAGCAGCUCUGCGUCACUACACGGCAAAAUGACGGCCUUGCCCACUUUCCGGUGCCAAGCAGAAACUGUCGUUUAUGGUGCCUUAAAGCUGUUGUGCAUUGCACUUUAAACAACAAACAUUUUUCCUUUACUCCCACUUAAAAGACAGUAAAGGUCAAUAGCAACCACUUCAUUACAGCUCAUUUAAGAUGCUCGUGAAGCUAACGUUGAAGUAGUGAGUGUAGAUGCUGCAUUGAAAUAUAAAGCACUGUUUCAGUGUUAGCCUGCUGCCUGAGAGACAUCGUUCCUGAUUGCUUUUUAAAGGCCAAUCAUCGGGCUCCUUGAUUAUUUAAAAAAAUGCACGAUAUCUUUACAUUUUUUGAUCAGAUUGGCAAAGACCUCAGAAUCUGUAUUAACCGCCCGUCAAAAGACAGACAAAUAUGUAACCCAAAAAGCGGCGUGGCCAUGCCAUAAUGGGAACGUUCUUGAGCCAAUCGCAGGGGUUAAUCCAAAAAAAGGCGUCCCAUUUCAAAUAAAAGCCAUUUUAGCUUUGAGGUGAAUUAGGGCAGUGGAGGUCGCUCCUUCAUCCCAUAAACUAGAUCACUCUGUCAUUGAGAGUAGUCAUGAGUUCAUAGCCUUAGUUUCAGUGAAGCCUUAAAAAAGUGACUUGAAAGUGUGUGUUUUAAACUUCAUGAUUAGGAAAAGGCCAGUUGUUCUUAUAGUUCACGACACAAAGUAGCUGCCAAUAUCAGAAAACGUUGAGAAAGUUCUCAUUGUGCAAACUAGAAGCUGAAAUGGUAUAUCCUUGAACAUGUAAUCCUCACAGUGAAAAGUCUCUCUGUCUCCUUUCAGUAUUUUAAUCUCGCUCUAUGUGUUUGGAGGGUAAUCGUCUUCUUGUGAUGACCACUUUAAGAGUAUGAAUUACAGAGCUUUGUUCACAUAUCUACGUUACGUAUUUAAAGAGACUAAACUAAUGUUGAAGAUAGUGUUUUUUAGUGUUUAUGUGUUCUGGUACUUUGUCCUUAUCUACCCGUGUAGAUGCAGGUGGAUCAGAUCCCUCACUGCUGUUUCCUCUCGUGCUGUUCCUGUGUUUGUGGCAUUUUGUUUCAUCCUCUAUCGCUCAAAUAUCUAUGGAAUCUGUUGGUUGGGCAGUUCUGUUUUUGUUCUUGCUUCAUUAAGACAUUUAAACAAAAAAAAAGUUCAGAUGAGUUUCACUUUUCAGAUAUGUAGCAUUUUGAAUAUUGUAAAGAGGGUGAAGUUGCUUUAUAAAUAAUCACAUAGUUGCAUAUAUAAAAAGCAAUGGUGCUUCAUUUACCACAUAUGUGUCAUUUUUAGGACCUGCAUUACAUAUCUUGGAUCCAGUAACACUAUAUUUUGAUGUUGUUUGUUGUGCUGAAAUGUUCUUUAAAGUGUUUAAUCCGUAUAAUGUGCCUUAUGGUUGUCUCGAAACACGCCCGGUUUGCCCUUCGAGCGCACAGUGUGUUCCCUUCAACCUGUAGAUAAGUUCCUCCUAUUCUUAACAUAUUUGGGAUGAAUUUCACCAUAACUCCCCUUAACUUACUUAAGCCCACAGCUCCUUUAUUCUAGUCAGAGAACAUCCAAUAAUAGCCACGUAUAGGUGCACGUAGAACCCUUUUAGAACCCGUUGUAGCUCCCCUGGUGAUGACGAGUCUAAAUUUGUGAAAGGUUUUCGAGGGAAUGGAUUCCCCAGCUCAUCGAAAGACCUCACAGUCUGUUCGAUGACGAAGCUGCUCGAGGGUUUUUCAGUUCAGUUGAUUAAAAAAAAGUUUGAGUGUAGUUUAAAAAGUUCUCCUAUGGAGGGUAAAGGGUCCAAAAAGUGCCCGGCAUGUUGAGAGUCCUGAACGACUCAAAUUGUAUUUUGAUAAUUGCGGAUCAGAGUGUCUUUAUUCCAUGGACUGGAUACAGCUUUUGAAGUGGGUAGUGGAGUGUUGCUUAAGCCCCGCCUCCCCCCAUUAAGCCCCGCCUCCUCAUAUUAAGCCCCGCCUCUCAUCUGCAGUCACUCCAAUUAAUUGAGGAAAAAACACGUAAGCUUUUAGCUCAUUUUACAACUUUUAGAGCCUUUUUAAAUAAGGGUUACAUAAGAGUUGUACUGGGUGGUUGAUUUGGCAAAAUGACGCCCCUUUCCCAAUGCAAGUCAAUGGGGGGGGGAAGUGUUUUGGACCCAAUGACAUCAUGGACUAGCACCUAAAUGUAGAACCGCCAUUUGGCCUCUAAGAAAAUGUGCUUAUACGUUCAGCGCGAGUGCUCGUUUAAUUCAUGUUUCGGGCGAUACAGGUUUGUAGUUACAGUCAUAUUAUUGUUUUUAAUUGCUGUGUGUGUUAAAGCAGGAUUAUCUGGAAGUUUAGGACUUCUGCAGCAAAACUACAGAUUCAAAUCCUAUCAUAACUUUAAAUAUUUGAUGAUCCAGGUUGUUAUUCUUUACUGUAAAGACGCCAGCUAAAGCACAUGGUGUUUAUUUGGACUGCAGUGGGUGUGGAAGCAGCUUGAACAGUUUUAGGAGGUAUGAUAAAGAUUGAUGUUGAGUUGAGUGACAGAGAUCCUGCUCAGCCUGCCCACUGACGCAUACCUCUCAAUCCUCCACUCAACAUGCAACUCGUCAGCUUCCACCCUCACUCCUCUUUUUCCUCCUGAUAUGUCAGCAAUUACUUUAUAUAAGAGCACGUGUUACACCUGAAAGCAGUAUGACUUCUUGUAGGAUUGUGUAAAGCAAGGCUGAUCAAAUGAUUUCCAGAAGAGAUUUUAGGACGAUGUCAAAUGAAAGACCUCGAUGAUGAGAUUUGAACUAAAUUGGGUUAAGGUAUGUGGAAAUAGUUGGUUAGAUGGAAGUUGAUUUACAAAUUUAAAUUCUAAGUCCCACCCCCUUUUGAGGCUAGCAUCUGCUCCAAUAGGUUGAAAGUGUAGUCCAAAUGAACAUGCUUAGUCAUUUUGACCAAGAUAAACUGUACUUAGCAUGUAAACACCUUGUUUCUCUAGCAUUUUCUUAGGAAAAGUAGUUUUUGUAUCUUCCUCUUUGCUCAAUUGAAGAAAGGUAACACCUUUACCUCUCAAUUGCCACAUAGUACUUUAAUGUUUCUUAAAAUAAAGACCGUUAAGCAUAGGGAAAGGUGUAGUUAUUGAGAAGACCUGAAUAAAAACAACAAAAGCUCAUUUCGGCUAUUAGCACAGAUGCUAGUCAAAAAAUGGGCGAGGUUUCAACGCAGAGGGGAAAUCCCGCCCCCAUUUGUAGCUAGCUUCUGCUCCAAUAGAAGUAGACUAUAUUUGUCAGUGUAUAUUAAUGUUUCUUUACCUAAGGAGAGGAACAGGUGGACAGAGAAACUGAAUAAAGACGCCUCUCUGAGCGAUAAAGCUAAUUCUUGUAGCACAGAUGCUAACCAAAAAUGGGCUUCAGAUCAGAGGGGAAGUCCCGCCCCCAUUUGAAUGCUAGCUUCUGCUCCACUAGAUUCUACGAGAAAUAUGUACCAGUGUGUGCUAGUGUUUCUUAAAAUAUAGAUACUUAACGAUGGGAACAGGUGGUCAGAGAAACUGAAUAGAGACAUCUCUCUGAGCUAAAAAGCUAAUGCUAGUAGCACAGAUGCUAACCAAAAAUGGGCGCCGCUUCAGCUCUUUCAACACUAGAAAGCUUCUCACCAGUCGUCGUGCCAAACACGCUGUGCUGCUCGAAGGAUUUCCAAUCUAAAAAAAUACGUAAUGUUUCGGGAGUUAAUACCCAUAAUUCAUUGCACUUCCUCUCGACGAGAAAGUAUCAGCAUGUCUGUCUUUUGUCUCGUGUGGCAGCAGGGUUUUGUUUUUCCUCGUGGGAUCCGUGUUCAGCUACUCUGUUCUUAUCCUCGUCAUACAGUGCAGUUAUAUGAGCUGAUUCUGCAUUUUCUACGUGUUAAAAAUUCAUAUUGACUUUAUUAUCAUAUUAUCAUUGUUAUCAUAUAGGGCGUUCAUCCCAGUAAGAAGUUUGUGUUUCUGCACUGAUAUCUUAUUAAAGCAUACUGAUCUUACCCUUCUU
Eleginops maclovinus (Patagonian blennie) is the source of this 8802-nucleotide messenger RNA. It is a transcript of the gene epas1b, whose product is annotated as endothelial PAS domain protein 1b. Gene Ontology annotation, biological process: regulation of transcription by RNA polymerase II; cellular response to hypoxia. The transcript has 17 exons. Gene Ontology annotation, molecular function: DNA-binding transcription factor activity, RNA polymerase II-specific; protein dimerization activity; RNA polymerase II transcription regulatory region sequence-specific DNA binding. The record is from RefSeq and is a predicted model, not a curated record. Gene Ontology annotation, cellular component: transcription regulator complex; cytoplasm; nucleus. Lineage: Eukaryota; Metazoa; Chordata; Actinopteri; Perciformes; Eleginopidae. Bases 172 to 2781 code for a protein of 869 amino acids.